Messenger RNA from Aspergillus uvarum CBS 121591, 351 nucleotides. RefSeq lists its product as uncharacterized. The transcript has a single exon. Bases 1 to 351 code for a protein of 116 amino acids. Lineage: Eukaryota; Fungi; Ascomycota; Eurotiomycetes; Eurotiales; Aspergillaceae. The record is from RefSeq and is a predicted model, not a curated record.
AUGCCCUCCACAACCACAAUGACCUCAACCACAACCCCCUCCCUCAGAUCCACCACCUCAACCAUCCACCCCGACCACGACGACGCAGCCUCCACCUCCAGCGUCUCCUCCACCGCCUCGACCCUCCGCUCCCUGAAGACAAAAUACCUGGCCAAGAUCAAGCCCGCGACGCCGGACUCCGAGUCCAAGGAUCACGACAGCACCGCAGCCAAAAAGAAGACGACGAAGAAGGAGAAGGAGAAGACGCUCAAGCACACGCUCACGCAGACCCAGACGAAAGCCAGCAGCGCCAGCCCCCCCGUCAGGAAGGUCGAUUAUGAGACGUUGGGGACGUAUCUUGCUCUGCGGUGA